GUAACUGCUGUUAAUUAUCUUGCAGAACAGCUUACAGAUAACAGAGGUUGAAUAAGGAAUGAGUAAUGAAAGUGUAUCCUUAGGGACCGAGUUUUUUAUCACUGAUGUUUUUUAUUACUGACUUCAUGAUGAAAAUAAUCGAUUAUUUCAAAACUAUGUGAAGCAACACUUCCUGGAUUUCAAAAGACAUCAUUUCAUCAUGGGACAACAGAUUUCGGAUCAGACGCAGUUGGUUCUUAACAAGUUACCAGAAAAAGUAGCAAAACAUGUCACAUUGGUUCGAGAAAGUGGCUCCUUAACUUACGAAGAAUUUCUUGGGAGAGUAGCUGAACUUAAUGAUGUAACUGCUAAAGUGGCUUCUGGUCAGGAAAAACAUCUUCUCUUUGAGGUACAACCUGGGUCUGAUUCCUCUGCCUUUUGGAAAGUGGUUGUACGGGUGGUCUGUACCAAGAUUAACAAAAGCCGUGGCAUUGUAGAAGCAUCACGGAUCAUGAAUUUGUACCAGUUUAUUCAGCUUUAUAAAGACAUCACAAGUCAAGCAGCAGAAGUGUUGGCACAGAGCUCCACCUCUGAAGCCCCUGACGAAAACUCGUCAUCUGUAACAUCUUGUCAAGCUAGUCUUUGGAUGGGAAGGGUGAAGCAGCUGACUGAUGAAGAGGAGUGUUGUAUCUGCAUGGAUGGUCGAGUUGACCUCAUCCUGCCUUGUACUCACAGCUUUUGUCAGAAGUGCAUUGAUAAAUGGAGUGAUCGACACAGGAAUUGCCCUAUUUGUCGCCUGCAGAUGACUGGAGCAAAUGAAUCUUGGGUGGUGUCAGAUGCGCCCACUGAAGAUGAUAUGGCUAACUAUAUUCUUAACAUGGCUGAUGAGGCAGGCCAGCCCCACAGACCAUGACCUUGAGUGAAGUAUUUUGUUGCUAUUGUGGGCUACAAACAUGUGGGUCAUGGGGAAAGAAUGCAGGCACCGAGAACUCACUUUCCCCCACCCUCUUAUUUUCGCUUUCCUGACAAUUUGUCCCAUUUCUUUUAAUUAACUUUUCAUGUCUUCCAUUUAUGGUAAAUUAAAACUUGCUACUGUUCUAGACCAUUAUUUUCCUAUUAUUUAUCUGUUCUAAUAUAGCUUAUUAGAACUAAUUGCUCUUGAAUCCUUUGCUGCAGUGACAGCAACAUUUCCAGAGGCUUCUGAAACACUACUAUUUUUCAGGGUAGGAGCAUUCUGGAAUAACCAUAAACCCUGGCCAGAGUGGCCCAGUGGUUAGAGUGUCCCGUGCACCAAAGGGUCUCAGGUUUGAUUCCCAGUCAGGGCACAUACCCAGGUUUCGGGUUUGAUCCUCAGUCAGGGCACAUAUGGGAGGCAACCAAUCGAUGUUUCUCACAUCGAUGUUUAUCUAUCUCCCUCUCCCCUUUCUCUCUCUCUCUCUUGAAUCAAUGAAAAAUGUAUCCUCGCGUGAGGAUUAAAUAAAUAAAUAAAUAAGUAAAUAAAAUAAACCAUGAAUGUUAAAAAGUUGUAGCCAUCUGAGAGAAAAUUUUAUAUGACUGAAAAUGUAGAAUACGUCAAAGUGCAUGUUACUACUUAAAUUAGUUUUUCUGCUGGAAUCUAAGGAGUAUGUAUGCCCCCUUGUGGUUAAUUAUUGCUCCUUUAAUAAUUAUUACUUGAAAUGAUCCACAGUUAUUUCAUAACUUUAGCUGUGUGUUUAAAACUACAUAUUUUUUAUUUAAAAGCCUUUUUUUCUCCCUCAUACUGUAUAAUUUGGGUGAAGACUAAAAGUUGGGUGUGAUUUUGCCUUAUAAAUGAAUUUCUGCUGGGGAAUCUUCUAGAAAUGCUUUUCCACAGCUGGGGAACUGUUCUAAAUAGCUUUUGAUAAAGUUCAUGCGUCUUGGAGUUUCAGAAGGAAAUUUUUAUCACAGAUCCUAAAUGGUAUAUGUCCAAAUUAUGGUGAAUCAUUCAAUAUUAGUUUAUGGUGCUUUUAUUUUAACUUGAAAGUAUCUUACUGAGGCCAAGUCCUCAGACUUCUUAGAUUAAGAAAGAAGAAAAUAGGAUAAAGCCUUUAACCAUAAGUACAUAAAACACCUCUGAAAAUUAGGAGAUAAUUUGGUUUUCUUGUGGUUCAUUCCACUUCCUUUCAAAUACUUUGAAGGAAUUAUGUUCAGUGGCAUGUCAACCAUUUUUUAAAAUUUUACUUAAAAAGUAAAUUUUUGUUUUAUGUUAAACAUUAUGAUGUCAGCAUAUAAUAAAAUUAGGGCCUGAUGUCUUCUUUUAAAAGAAUGUUAACAUUCCAUGUAACUUUUCUGACCUGUUAGUAAGUUACAAAUAUAUUCGGAAGUACCAAAGUAUACAAUUUAAGUUGCUUCAUAUUGAUGGCAAAAUUUUUAGAUACUAGGAUUUUUCAUAGGCAUGCAAAUUAAAAAAUUCAUUUCUAAGCAAAAUGUCUAACCAAAUAUGGCUUGAUUUUUACCCCCAAAAUACUGAUAAUGAAUUGGUUGAUAUUCAUGAUGGGGGCAGAUCAGUACCAAACAGCUAAACACUCACUGGAUGUUUAUGCAGAGUACCGAGGGCUCUAUCACAUCAACCUGGCGAUGCCUUUUAUGGUCAUGUGACCUUGGGAAAGUCCCUUCGUCUGGUUUGUAGGCUCAUACUUUAGAAACAGACUUUAUUUUUGGUUUUCACACUUUUAUUUCAGCAGUAAAAUCUUUUUUUUCCAAGUAAAAUCUUACUCAGAACCCCUAGCUACAUGUGCUGCAUGUGCAUGCAUGCACACACACCCCCUACACCACUUUAUAAAUCUUAUUUUAUUAAUAUAAAUUUCUUUAUGUAAACUUCAAUUACUAUAAUACUAAAUAUUAUAAAGCCAAUCAAUGAAAACAUGUAUUAAUGCAUUGGUGAUAUCCAAUGUAUUAGAAUUUUGGUGAGUAACAGAGUUAGUUAUAUGAUGGAACUUGUUUUUUAAAGUAAUUUUUUACCAAAAUAAAUUUUUUUAAAUUAAAUUCAGGUCAAAUUUGCAAAACCCUGACUCUUCUCCAUGAUCAUUAGUAUUCUAUGGAACAUAUUUUGAAAACCUUGGGAUAGAUGAUCCCCUAAUAUCUUUUUCAGCUCUAAGAUUUUAAAUCCUAUGGAUUAGACUUACUGAGUCCAGAUCAGAUUGCCUAAUUUAAGAAUGUUUCUGAAAAUGAGCAAAGUUGCUUUACAGAUUUCUGGAUCUUUCCCAGGUAUAGCCAGUGAUUUUAUCCCUCCGAAUCCUUCACCUUUCAAGGAAUUAUCUAACACUGAGAACAGAAACUUGAUAUUGCCCAAACCUUUUUACUUUUCAGUAUGAGCUCCAAGACACUAACUGAUCUACUGUGAAACAAAAUGUUUUUAUUAGCCUUAUCUAAUAAAUGAGCACUUUUUGCUCACUUCAUUAAACUGGGUGAUAAUUCUUUAGAUGUGAAUAUUAGGUAUGUUAUAAUAACUAAUCAUAAAAAGUUGUAAAUGUGUUAAUGGAUGAAAUGUACUUUUUGUAUUCUGUACAGCUUUGUCUUUUUUAAUUAUGAAGUACUUAAAUGCACUUACUAUGAUAGGAAGUAUAAUGUGUGCCUUCUAGGAUUUGUGAAAUGGUUUCAUGAACUCUAAGGAAUUUAUUUUAUUUUAUGUUGUAAAGUUUUCCCUAUCCUAACUCAAUAACAAAGGGUUGACUCAUAUUACAGUGCUAUAAAAUUUUAGUUUAAGAAAAUAGAUUUGACUACUGAAUUUAGAAGUGGAGAAUAAUAGUAUCUGUUUUAUUUUAGGAUAAACUGAUAUAUUGUGCAAUAAAUAAUCUUUAACAAGUAAAUUUUAGUUCAUUGAAGAGGUUUUUUCUUAUCAUGUAGUUUCACAUUCUCAUGUGCCAAAUGCUUAUAUUCCUUAAAGGACUAUUUUGUGUUGUGCUCUGGGGGGUUGUGAUGUUUGUGUACUAUGUGUUAAAAUUCAUUUCAAAUUGGACUCAAUUUUCUUAUACCUAAUAUAUAUCUGAGUAAUAAGGCUUCUUGAAAGUACCUUUUGGUUCAGUGAUUUUUAACAAUGGUAAGUUGGAUUUAUUAAAAGGAAGUCUGAAGAAUUUGCAUUUUACUGGUUUCUUCUUCAUUAAAUCAGGCUUAUCCAGGAAUAAGAAAACUACUUGGAGGUUAGGGAAAUCAGCUGAUCACCCAUAUUUAUGCUGGACAACACAAUGACACUAUAACAAACAGUUUACAGCAGACUUUCAUUUUUCUUUCUUAUCUUUUAAAAAUAAUUGAUAAAAUAUUCCAUCCUAUGACAGUUUUUUAAAAUAUUUUUAUUUUUUAUUGAUUUCAGAGAGGAAGGGAGAGGGAGAGAGAGAUAGAAACAUUAAUGAUGAGAGAGAAUAAUCAAUUGGCUGCCUCCUGCACACCCUACACGGGAUCGAACCUGCAACCCAGGCAUGUGCCCUGACCGGGAAUCAAACCGUGACCUCCUGGUUCAUAGGUCGACGCUCAACCACUGAGCGACACCGGCAGGACCUUAUAACAGUUUUGAUCUUUACCUUGUAAAAUCAUUUCUAAGAUAAAAUUAAUGUAAUUAGAGAAGCAUAGUAGAAUUUUAGUGCUGAGAAGUGAAAAGCCAUUUAUAAGGAGUGGUAGUUUAUAAUUAAAUUUACUAAUAUAUGUCAUCAUGGAGAACACAUUUUGGUCUCAAAAGACAUAAAAGCCUCCAGCUAUAUUUUAAUCUUGCAGCUGUGUAUAGUCUUACUCUCCGGCACCCUCUGUCUUUCUGUUAAGAUAUUUAUUUAGAGGUUGAGGGUGUGAAAAUUCCUGAGGAACUAUAUCUGUCUGAUUAGUGUUCCUUUUAUUGUAGUUAGUUACACUUGUUCUUUAUAAUAGUCAUUGUUCAGGUAUAGAAUACGUAGGUAUAUUAUCAACAUAGCUCUUUCAGCUGUGCCUAAAAAUCCAGAAAAAGAUGAAUAUUGUUUCACCUACACAGCACUCAGAAACAAGUAAAGUGAAAAGCCAGAGGGGUGGUUUGCGAUUCUGCUUUAAUCCAGGAUAUGAGGAAGUGAAGGCCCAGGACAGGCCUUGGUAAAUACCAACCUAGAAGUUGUGAUUUGUUUUCAUGAGACAAAAAGCAAUGACACUGAUAAUUUCAGCAAUGCAGUUUGAAGUAACACAUAAUGUGAAGUUGAGCCUUUUAGAGUAAGGGAUAACAUACUCACAAACUGUUGUUUUAGAAACAUGGGAUAGUACACAAUUACCUUUGAUUCCAGCUGUGAACGUGAAAGUAGGAUUCCCCCUCCCCC
Myotis daubentonii (Daubenton's bat) is the source of this 5264-nucleotide messenger RNA. RefSeq names its product ring finger protein 141 (gene RNF141). Gene Ontology annotation, biological process: protein autoubiquitination. Lineage: Eukaryota; Metazoa; Chordata; Mammalia; Chiroptera; Vespertilionidae. Gene Ontology annotation, molecular function: ubiquitin-protein transferase activity; metal ion binding. The record is from RefSeq and is a predicted model, not a curated record.